Molecule: messenger RNA, 780 nt
Organism: Hipposideros armiger (great roundleaf bat)
Lineage: Eukaryota; Metazoa; Chordata; Mammalia; Chiroptera; Hipposideridae
Gene: MRPL27
Product: mitochondrial ribosomal protein L27
Exons: 5
Coding region: 16-576 (186 amino acids)
Biological process (GO): translation
Cellular component (GO): mitochondrial large ribosomal subunit; ribosome
Molecular function (GO): structural constituent of ribosome
Source: RefSeq, a predicted model, not a curated record
UUUUUUUUAGGUUGGAUGGUCAGGGAAGCCUUCGGUGGAGUCUCCAGUGACCCACAAGGCUUCUCUAAAGACCCUGGCAGUGCCCUGAUUAACCAUGGCUGUGUCUGGAGACCUGAAGGCAAGGACUGCCAUCCCUGGGCUUGUCAUAUAGCAAAGGGCUUCCAUCUCGUAACGGCCCUGCUGAGCCCCCCUCAGGCUGCAGCUCUUGCUGUCAGAUAUGCAUCCAAGAAGACAGGUGGCAGCUCCAAAAACCUUGGUGGAAAGUCACCAGGCAAACGCUUUGGCCUCAAGAAAAUGGAGGGUCACUACGUUCAUGCUGGCAACAUCCUUGCGACUCAGCGCCACUUCCGCUGGCACCCAGGUGCCCAUGUGGGGCUGGGGAAGAAGAAGUAUCUGUAUGCCCUGGAGGACGGGGUCGUCCGCUUCACUAAAGAGGUCUACGUGCCCAACCCUAGCAACUCGGAGGCUGUGGAUCUGGUCACCAGGCUGCCCAAGGGUGCUGUGCUCUACAAGACUUUUGUCCACGUGGUUCCUGCCAAGCCUGAGGGCACCUUCAAGCUGGUAGCUAUGCUUUGAGCUCCUGGUUGAGGCCACUGGACAGAGACUGGAGUCCUGGCAUUAGGAGCAGGUGGUACCAGAAGUAGGAUUGGGGUGAUGACAAGGCCUCCUGAGGAAGAAGUCUGCCUGAUGGUGACUGCAGGAGACUCUUUGAAAUGACUGGCUGGGAAACCCUUUGGGAGAUUGACCUGGGGCCAGAAAUAAAGCUAGCCGGAGUCACGA